Molecule: messenger RNA, 1983 nt
Organism: Hibiscus syriacus
Lineage: Eukaryota; Viridiplantae; Streptophyta; Magnoliopsida; Malvales; Malvaceae
Product: protein NRT1/ PTR FAMILY 6.2-like
Exons: 5
Coding region: 56-1819 (587 amino acids)
Biological process (GO): transmembrane transport; oligopeptide transport
Cellular component (GO): membrane
Molecular function (GO): transmembrane transporter activity
Source: RefSeq, a predicted model, not a curated record
UUACAACAUAUACUUCUCUCCUGUUGCUUUUCUUUUCUUUGCCGAGUAUCAGAAAAUGGACGGAAAGAUAAGUUGGACGGUGGCGGACGCUGUGGACUACAAGGGUUUCCCGGCCGACAGGUCGAAAACCGGAGGUUGGGUUCCGGCUGCACUUGUUCUUGGGAUUGAGAUCUGUGAGAGGCUUUCAACGAUGGGGAUUGCAGUUAACCUUGUGACAUACUUGGUUGGGGUGAUGCAUUUGCCGAGCUCAACAUCAGCCAAUGUUGUGACAGAUUUCAUGGGGACAUCGUUCCUCUUGUGUCUGCUCGGAGGCUUUCUCGCCGAUUCGUUCCUCGGCCGAUACAAGACGAUCGCCGUGUUUUCCAUCAUACAAACACUGGGGACUGGGGCAUUAGCAAUAGCUACAAAGCUGCCACAACUACGCCCUCCACCAUGCCAUGCAUCAGCAUCAUCCCAUACAUGCAAACCAGCAAAUGGAUUUCAGAUGGGGAUUUUAUACGUGGCCUUAUAUGUGAUUGCACUAGGCACUGGUGGCCUGAAAUCAAGUGUCUCCGGAUUUGGAACUGAUCAAUUUGAUGAGAAAGAUGAGAAGGAGAAAGCCCAAAUGACCUAUUUUUUUAACAGGUUCUUCUUCUUCAUCAGUACAGGAACCCUGACGGCGGUCACGGUCCUCGUCUACUUACAAGACGAAGUCGGUCGAAGCUGGAGUUACGGAAUCUGCUCCGUUUCCAUGCUUGUAGCCAUCUUGAUAUUCUUAUCAGGGACUAAAAGAUACAGGUACAAGAAAAGUUUGGGAAGUCCAAUAGUUCAGAUUUUCCAAGUCCUUGUGGCUGCAAUCAAUAAAAGAAAGAUGGAACUCCCUUACAAUGUUGAGUUAUUAUAUGAAAACACACCAGAGGCUCAAAGAAUUCAUCACACUGAUCAAUUCAACUUCUUAGACAAGGCAGCCAUUGUUGACGAAGGCGAUUUCGAAAGAAACAUCGUUUCAGCUCCGAAUCCAUGGAAACUUUGCUCGGUCACUAGGGUGGAGGAAGUGAAAAUGAUGGUGGGACUCAUGCCGGUAUGGGCCACAACCAUCAUAUUUUGGACUACUUAUGCACAGAUGAUCACUUUCUCAGUUGAGCAAGCCUCCACCAUGGAAAGAUCAAUAGGAGGUUUCCUAAUCCCCGCCGGUUCCCUCACCGUCUUCUUCGUCUCAGCGAUAUUGAUCACCCUCGCCGUAUACGAUCGUCUCAUCAUGCCAGCCUGGAAGAAAUGGAAAGGAAAACCAGGGUUCACCAACCUACAGAGAAUCGCCAUAGGCCUAGUCCUAUCAACAUUUGGCAUGGCAGCCGCCGCACUAGCCGAGAAGAAACGACUAGAGGUGGCGAAAACCGCCGGCGCCACCGCCAAGACGCCGACAACAACGCUGCCUAUAAGCGUUUUCUUCCUGAUCCCACAGUUCUUCCUAGUGGGAGCCGGUGAGGCGUUCAUAUACACAGGCCAACUCGAUUUCUUCAUCACUCAAUCACCCAAAGGAAUGAAAACAAUGAGCACCGGUCUCUUCUUAACAACCCUAUCGCUUGGUUUCUUCGUGAGCAGCUUCUUGGUAUCGGUGGUGAAAAGAGUCACCGGAGGAAGCAACGGCGGCCAAGAGUGGCUGGCUGAUAACAUAAACCAUGGAAGACUUGAUCUUUUCUAUGGACUUUUAGCAGUCCUGGGGAUCAUUAAUUUUGUACUGUAUCUUGUUUGUGCUAUGUGGUAUAAACCGAGGAACCAGAAACCUGGUUUACAGAUGGAGGCCAUUGUUAAUGGUUCAUCUGCUGAAAAUAAGUGCUAGGGCUUUCUUCAUAAACACAACGUCGUCUUUUUGGAUUAAGAACUGCUUUCCCCUUGUUGUUUUCUUUACUAUCAAUAGAGAAUCAUGGUUUCAGUUCAUGUAUGAUUGAUUUAGCCAGCAGUCAAAAAUAGGCUUAAGGCUAAAUGAAGAAGAAUGAUUUCAUG